This is a messenger RNA of Tyto alba (common barn owl), 2623 nucleotides long. Its product is annotated as tyrosine-protein kinase TXK. The transcript has 14 exons. Gene Ontology annotation, biological process: peptidyl-tyrosine autophosphorylation; regulation of platelet activation; adaptive immune response. NCBI's taxonomy places the organism in Eukaryota, Metazoa, Chordata, Aves, Strigiformes, Tytonidae. The coding region runs from base 1 to 1584 and encodes 527 amino acids. The record is from RefSeq and is a predicted model, not a curated record. Gene Ontology annotation, molecular function: ATP binding; non-membrane spanning protein tyrosine kinase activity; protein binding.
AUGUUCUUGUUCGCAGAUCACACCAUCCAGUCUGUUUUCUGCUGCUGCUGCUGCUGCACAGUGCAAAAAAGAGCAACAAGAACAAAAAUGAACCUGGACCCUGAUGCUGACCUAGUGACCCAGUACUCGGCCUCACAACCAGAUGUUUCCUAUGCAUCUACCUGGAAGUGCAGGCAUAAGAAGCAAUUGCACUUAAAGAACAAGCCAUUGCCUCCUCUACCUGCUGAGGCCUUGGAAGACCACACAAAACACCCCAGAGUUACUGCACUCUAUGACUUUUUUGCUAGAGGACCCUUGGAUUUACCGCUCAAGAAGUCAGAAGAAUACAUUAUCCUCGAACAGUAUGAUCCCCACUGGUGGAAGGCAAGAGACCAACAUGGGAAUGAAGGUCUAAUUCCAAGCAACUAUGUUACUGAGAACAAGAAAAGUGAUUUAGAAACAUAUGAGUGGUACUGUAAAAACAUAAACAGAAGCCAGGCAGAACUUCUUUUGCGCCAGAAGUCCAAAGAAGGUGCAUUUGUUGUCAGAGAUUCAAGCCAACAGGGACUUCUUACUCUGUCCAUGUAUUCACGGGCUAAAGGAAGUCAUAGUGGAGAUAUUCGACAUUAUCAAAUUAAGAAAAACCACUUGGGACAAUAUUAUGUAGCAGAAAAAUAUCUCUUUCCAUCUGUUCCUGAACUUAUUGAAUAUCAUCAACACAAUGCUGCAGGUCUUGUCACUCGUCUCCGACAUCCAGUUGGAUUAACUGGAAGUUCUUCACCAGCAACAGCAGAACUGAGUUAUGAGGAGUGGGAAUUAAACCCAUCUGAACUGAUGUUCAUGAAAGAACUCGGGCGUGGGCAGUUUGGAGUCGUUCAGCUUGGUAAAUGGAAAGCAACCGUCAAGGUUGCCAUCAAAACAAUCAAUGAAGGGGCAAUGUCUGAAGAUGAUUUCAUUGAGGAGGCCAAAGUGAUGAUGAAACUCUCCCACCCGAAGCUGGUCCAGCUUUAUGGAGUGUGCACACAUCAGAAGCCUCUCUAUGUUGUGACUGAAUUCAUGGAAAAUGGCUGCUUGCUCAAUUACCUUCAGCGAAGGCGAGGGAAACUCAGCAGAGAUGUGUUGCUGAGCAUGUGCCAGGAUGUGUGCGAAGGGAUGGAAUACCUGGAAAGAAAUAGCUUUAUUCACCGUGAUUUAGCUGCAAGAAACUGUUUAGUCAACGCAGAGCACAUUGUUAAAGUUUCCGACUUUGGCAUGGCAAGGUAUGUCAUUGAUGAUGAGUAUAUCAGCUCUUCGGGUGCCAAGUUUCCAGUCAAAUGGUCAUCUCCUGAAGUCUUUCAUUUCAAAAAAUAUAGCAGCAAAUCAGACAUCUGGUCAUUUGGUGUACUGAUGUGGGAAGUUUUCACAGAAGGCAAAAUGCCUUUUGAAAGUAAGUCAAAUUCUGAAGUUGUACGUGAGAUUUCUCAGGGUAACCGACUUUAUCGACCACAUUUGGCAUCACAUGCUGUGUACAAAGUCAUGUACAGCUGCUGGCAUGAGAAACCUGAAGGACGUCCUACUUUUGCAGAGUUAAUAGAGACCCUCACAGAUAUAACAGAGAUGGGAUAAUCAGAGAUUUUACCAAAAGGUUAGCAUUAAGCAUGUCAAUCAUGUAGUUGGUACAGAAAACCUCGGCCUUUUACAGCAGUCUCUACUUAAAUCACAGUACCAGCAUCCUGCAUACUGAAGCAGCUGUUCGGGCUUGGCCUAAUUUUUGCUCAUUUGAGAAAGAAACCUCAGGAGACUUGUUCAGGACUCUCAAGGCUUUGUUUUCAUGAUUAGGAAGAAAAAUCUCCUGUCUGGAAAGAAGUAACCAAGUUUUCUCAGCUUAUAGGCCUUCUUAUUUAUUCUUUUGGUCAGAACGACACUAAUUCAUGUAACGAUAUUAAACUAUUUGGUACUUAAUAUGACUCAAGCACUGGGGAAUACUUGGCAGCAGCAAAAAUGGUAGAAGAGCCUCUGAUAAAGAUCUAGCUAGAUCAUGUUUAAAGACAAGUCCUUUUGCACUGCAAAGCAUCCAACAUUGAGAAACGGAGCAGUGUUUCAGAAGGGAUGGCAAGCUAACUCAUCAAGUGCCGGAGCGGCAUGGUGCCCACGUGUGUGCCCAUUCCCACGGCUGUGGGUAAAGGCAGGCGAGGGGAGCAAAGGGAGCAGUCAUCAUUUAGCAGCUCCCAAGUCACAUCUGAGCAGCUGGAAAGACUGAGCAUACCUGAAGCACUUCAAACCUGCACUGCAAGUCAAGGCGUCUCCUCUGCCAAUUCUGUAUGAAAGGAGAGUAAAGAUUAUUUUAUCCAAACCUCUCCUAUGAUUUUCCAGUAUUGUCUUCCAUUCCUCACCUGCUGCUUGCAAGUGCCUACAAUGGUUUAUGGGCAAGUUAAAGCUGAAACCUGACAGUAAAACAAAGUGCUUUGAGUUACUCUAGUUCAUAUGGAUCCUGCGAUACCUCACAUGGACAAUGUCUGUAACCUUACUUCUUAUGUUAUUUUUUACUUUUGUUUUUAAAUUUUAACUGUCAUUCAUACAAAUAUAGAGAAGAAACGGCAGAUGAAGUUCAUAAUUGUUUAAUAUAAAAUAGACUACUACAAAUAAGUUCUUUAAAACAUGUGAA